Molecule: messenger RNA, 570 nt
Organism: Drosophila sechellia
Lineage: Eukaryota; Metazoa; Arthropoda; Insecta; Diptera; Drosophilidae
Exons: 2
Coding region: 106-552 (148 amino acids)
Source: RefSeq, a predicted model, not a curated record
UGUUCAGUUAUAAACUAUAGCAUAUAGAAAUUAUAAUGGAUUUAUAAAUAUGCUAUUAUUAUAAUUGAUUAUUGGCACGAGAAUCUAGAUUUAACACUCGGCGAAAUGGAUCGAAAUAAUGAAUUCCAAAAAAAGAAGCUGUCCACAAGCAAUGAUAAAUAUCUGGACUUAAAGCAUGAAAUAAUGGAAGUUACAGUUGAGGAUCUGGCAAACCAAGAUAUUGAGAUGGAAGAUCAGGUACCAAAGGAUCUGGAGAAGCGAGCAAAGAACCACAAGCAUGAAAAUCAGUACGUCAGAAACCAGUUGCCAACUAAAAACCCCGGCCAAUCGACUCCACCUCGUCCAAGUCGCGUGAUUCCACCCAUGCCGUCGGAGGAAACGAUGCGCCACUCCAUAGCCGACAACCUGAUGGAGAUCCUGGUAAAUAUGACUAAUCCGCAGCAUCGACAACAGUGCUUCUCCCUCUUGCAGGUGGGCGAUGCUCUGCAGGCACGCAGUCGAAUCCUGGGCAUUCUGCAGCAAAUCGACGAGAGGCGCAGAACGCGCAACUGAAUCCUUCCUAUAAAAUGC